ACUCACAGCUGCAGCUAAUUUUGAUGAUUAAUAACUUUAAUAAAUCAUCGAUCACGGAACAUAAAACGCCAGAGAACGAAUCUAACCUGUGGCGCCCCCUGCUGGUGACACAGGCAAACUGCAGCUGUUCCUCAUAACACACUGAUUAUGAUAUUAAUUUUUUUAUACUCUUUGAGCUGAAAAAUCAUCCACAAUUGUUUUUAAUAUUUCCAUAUAAAUAUUUUAACAGCAUGAAGCAGCAUGACAGGUUAAUUAUUUCCUUCUUUUCUUCUUAUUCAUUUAUUUUGAAUAUGAUAAAUAUGAAACACUGAUGUCUGCAGUUUAUUUAUUGAUUGUGACCUUCACAGCUUGUUUAGCAGCUUCACACCUGCAAACAUUUACAGCUCAGAUCUAUGACUCAGUGUAACAGUGGAGUUAUUCAAUAUGAGGCAACAAUUAUAAAGUUAUCAUCAUAACACACACAUAUAAAUGUGACUGCUGUUAUUUAAUCUGUGUGUGUGAAGUGUUUCACUCUCUACAGCAUCUCUGCAGUAAAGUGAGCUAAAGUGCUGAAACAGCUGCUGUGCUGACAGGCUGACCUGACUGAUCAGUGAAAUAUAAACACACUCAACCUGUGACUGUGUAACAUCAGAAACAGAGACAAACAUGAGGAGAACCAGCUCAAGACUCCUGUGCAGGGGAAGCUGUCUGAUAGUGCGAAGUCAUCCUGUGUGUUCUGCUUUUGGGUUAUAGAUGUUUAGAUCUACGAGUGCACCUAAACACAGCAUGAAUGUUGAACCACACGAGCAGGCUGUUUACAACACUAACUUCCUCUCCAGAGUGAGACGGUGUGAGCUCAGAGAAAGAAACGUGUGAGAAGUUUCCUCCAUCAGGCUGCAGCUCUUAUCUGACCCAUCUGUGUGUGACUGGUUACAAAUAUGAUCAAUUAAACAGACAAAGCGCCCCCUGCAGGCCCCUCUUUCGGUACUAACUUUCUUUUGUGGUAUUUAUUUGCGACACCUUAAAGGCCGGUCCGUGAAAACAUUGUCAGGCAUAAACGGGUCCGUGGCGCAGAAAAGGUUAAGGGACCGCUGUCAUAGAGAUUUCUGGAUUGGAGCAUGUCAUCCUUCAGGACUCACAUCUGCUUUACAGUUUACUUUUUGACCAUGGGCCCGCUGAUACAAGCGCUCUUUAAAUGACUGUGACUCCAUCAUUGUUUGUGCUAGUGAGAACAUGUGAAUGGCUUUGAAAAGAUGAGAAGCUGUUCUUUACGGGAUAUUUGGUGUAUUACGGUAGCACAAAGCGUUCACAGGCUACUGCCUGAACUGUCUGAACACAGAAAAGUCAACUCUGCUUAGGUUUUACCAUCAGUGUUUUGCAAUGCCGUAACUCCUCCACCAACUGGGCUGGAGAGACAUUUCAAAGACGAGCUUUACGAAACUUUACUGUGCAUCAUUAGAAAGCACAAGCAGCCGCAGUCCAAUCACAGAGAAGAAAUGACAAUUGAUGAUGAUGAUGAUGAUGCACGGAGCAGAGAGGCAGGAAUGGAGAAGUGGCAACGCACAAAAAAAGACCAGGAGAUUUAAAAAACUCCAGUGUGGCCCAGGCUGAAAAACCUUUUUAUACAUAUUUAAAGUUGAUGUUGUGUUACAUUUUGUUCAUGUUGAAUAUCAGGUUCCACUUAAGUAUAAAGCUGAAAAAACUGUCUGUUUUGUUUCUUUCUAAAUGUCUGUCUAUAGUCUGGCCAGCAAAAUACUAAAAAUGAAAAGAGCUACAGUGGCUUGCAAAAGUAUUCUGCCCCCUUGAACUUUCCCACAUUUUGUCACAUUACAACCACAAACAUGAAUCAAUGUUAUUGGAAUUCCAGGUGAAAGACCAACACAAAGUGGUGAACAUGUGAGAAGUGGAACGAAAGUCAUGCAUGAUUCCAAACAUUUUUUACAAAUAAAUAACUGCAAAGUGGUGUGUGUGUAAUUAUUCAGCUUGAACAUGUGACUGCUGCAUCAGUGCACACAAAAGUCUUUGACAGGUUUUUAAGAUCAUGUCAGCAUCAGAGCGAUCCAGCGAUAUUGAUCAGUACAGGCAGCGUUAUGUUUAUAUUCUCAAAAAUCAACAGACUCAUAUUUAUGUUUCUGUCCAUGUGCACCUCUGCUGUCAUAUUUGGAUUUUAGAAACUUCCUCUUUCUGCUUGUUGGACAGUCCAGUGUUUCUUCUUUCCAGAGCUUAAUGUAAAUGAAUCCCUAUGUAACUGAUAUGUACACUGUGUCUUUGAGUCAGGGGGAAAAACUAUUUGUUCAUAUUCAAAUACUGAGUACAGAGUGUGUGUUAGUACAGAUGGUUAUUCACUGCAGAGCUGUCUGAACACCAGAGAAGAACCAGAUUCAAACCUGCAGGCUCAUUUCAUGUCUGUGUACAGAGUGCUGCGUGUCCAUCAAACAGUGAAGAGCUGCUGGAUUCAUUGUUUCCUCCAAAUGAAAGAAAAGUCAUUUUCAUGUGACAGAGCGACGAUGCAGUGGAGUCUGUUUCUGCUUCUUCUGAUGGGUCAGUGUGUCUUCAUCACAUGUCAGCUGUAUGAGUACCACUUUAUUAAAGAACAGAUGAGCUGGGAUGAAGCACGGGCAUACUGCAGAGAGAACUACACAGACCUGGCCAAAGUGUUUGACCUGACAGACAUGAGAAGACUUCAAGACUCUGCACAGAGUCAAACAGAAGCCUGGAUUGGACUGUACAGCGAGCCAGGAAGAGACAACAGGAGGUGGCACUGGUCUCUGCCGGGGGAGGAAUACACUGAAAAUAAGACCUGUUGGGGAACUGGAGAGCCAAAUGAUCGACCAUAUCCUGAGAACUGUGUGAGGAAAAAAGACAAGUGGGCAGAUGCUCCAUGUACUCACACAUUUCCAUUCAUCUGCUAUGACGAAACAAUGAAAGACAACAAAACCUUUCAUUUGAUUGGGGAGAUGAAGACCUGGACUCAGGCUCAGAGCUACUGCAGACAGCAUCACACCGACCUGGCCAGUGGACUCGAUCAGAUAUACAGUGAAGAGUUUAAGGAGCUGCUGAACUCUAAAGCCUCUAAGGUGAACUUGUGGAUCGGCCUGUUCAGAGACACCUGGAGGUGGUCAGAUGGGAGUAACUUCUCUUUCAGAUACUGGGACAUGGACUCAUUUAAUGAUGGACUAAACAACAGGACAUGUGCUACGACUCUGUUAGAGAGAUCAGGAAGAUGGAGCUCUGCUGGAUGUGACCAAAGAAAGCCUUUCUUCUGCUAUGAUGAUAAACUGAUUCUGAUCAGGGAAAACAAAACCUGGGAGGAAGCCUUGAAUUACUGCAGACAGAAACACGAUGACCAGGUUUCAAUCAGCAACCCUGAGGAGCAGGGAUGGGUCCAGGAAAGAGCCAAAAACGCCUCGACUCCUUUCGUGUGGCUGGGACUGCGCUACUCCUGCGCUGGACGUUUGUGGCUUUGGGUCACUGAUUAUGUAGUGUGCUAUGAGAGGUGGGCUUCAGGGGGAAGGACUGAAGACUGUGACAUGUCUGCAGCUAUGACCACAGGAGGGCAGCACGAGUGGGUCAGUCAGAGGGACAAUGAGACAUUUAAUUUUAUUUGUAUAAAACACUGAGGUUUAAACCUAAAGUCACUUCUUAGCUGCACAUGUAGAUUUUCUGGAGUGAACUCUGUGUUUCUGCUCAGUGUUUACAGUCUCUGGGUUUGAAAUGGGAGAAAAAUGUCCAACAGAUUAUUAUCUGCAGGUUAGAUAUGUGCAGAGAGCAGUCUGUGUUUCAUUUCCUCUCCUUUACCAGAGUCAGGAACAUCUUGGUUUCUUCCUUCAUUGUUGCUGGAUUGGUUCAUUAUUAAACUGUAGCAGGAUAUUUGUUUUAUUUAGUUCAGAUAUGGUGAUGGUUUGAAUGUUUCUGCUUCAUGUGCUGUAAAUCUUUGUAUCACAUCAUUGUAUCCUCAGCUUGAAUUACAAAGCCUGUCACUAAAAGAAUGUAAAACAAUGUUUGUGUCAUGACUCCAUAUGAGCUCUAAUCUGAUCAUGUUUGUUCAUGAAGACAAAUAAACCUUCAUUUAACCAAGUCUGUCACUGUUU
Molecule: messenger RNA, 4070 nt
Organism: Oreochromis niloticus (Nile tilapia)
Lineage: Eukaryota; Metazoa; Chordata; Actinopteri; Cichliformes; Cichlidae
Product: putative C-type lectin domain family 20 member A
Exons: 5
Coding region: 2382-3599 (405 amino acids)
Biological process (GO): immune response; antigen processing and presentation
Cellular component (GO): MHC class II protein complex; membrane
Source: RefSeq, a predicted model, not a curated record